GGAUCCUGGAGGGGACCGGCGCGCCUUUCAGGUGAGGGCUUAGCGGAUGAAGGCGGCUGGCUGCAGGGUGCGCCUGCUGUGCGCUCCGCUCCGCGUCUGCCGUGAGCCGGGUGUGUGACAGGGUCGGGCGAGGGGCGCGCCGGCCACUCACCGCAUGCGCAGAGCCGGGAGCCCGCCGACCGGACUACAGCUCCCAGAAGGGACGUGUGGAGGCCGCCGACGCGGGGCGGCUGGCGCCAUCUUGAAAUCUGAUCCUCCGUCCUCUAGGCUUUGCGUCUGCGCGGGCGGCCGCUGGUGCUCCGGGACCCCAGUCUGCUAACUGGGGAGGACGCCGAGGACGCGGCGGCUGGCGGGAGAGACAGCUGGGGGGGAUAUGGCAGAGUCGGAGCGCGGCCCGCGCCGCUGUCACUCAGCAUCCCCCUAGGCGUUUCCACGCCCGCCCCCUGCCCUAGGGGCGGGGCUGACGGCUCUGGUACCCGGAGCCGGCGCGCGGGGCGGGGGUGCGCCCCUGCAGAGUGGGGACCCCGCUGGCCUGUGCCAUGCUGACCCGAGACCACCGAGGCGGGAGACAGAGCGCAGCGAAGAGCCGUUGAGUGGUCACCCGGUAGCCGCCGCCGCCGCCGCCGGGGGAAGCUUGGCACCCGGCAGGAGGGAAGAUGAAGGAGAGUUGCAGGAUCUGUGCCCGGGAGCUGUGUGGAAACCAGCGGCGCUGGAUCUUCCACACGGCGUCCAAGCUCAACCUCCAGGUGCUGCUUUCGCACGUCCUGGGCAAGGACGUCCCCCGCGAUGGCAAAGCCGAGUUCGCUUGCAGCAAGUGUGCUUUCAUGCUUGAUCGAAUCUAUCGAUUCGACACCGUUAUUGCCCGGAUCGAAGCGCUUUCUAUUGAGCGCUUGCAGAAGCUGCUGCUGGAGAAGGAUCGCCUCAAGUUCUGCAUUGCCAGUAUGUAUCGGAAGAAUAACGAUGACUCUGGCGCGGAGACCAAGGCCGGGAAUGGGACCGUUGACAUGUCCGUCUUACCCGAUGCGAGAUACUCUGCACUGCUCCAGGAGGACUUCGCCUAUUCAGGGUUUGAGUGCUGGGUAGAGAACGAGGAUCAGAUUCAGGAGCCACACAGCUGCCACGCUUCAGAAGGCCCUGGAAACCGACCCAGGAGAUGCCGUGGUUGUGCGGCUUUGCGGGUUGCUGAUUCUGACUAUGAGGCCAUUUGUAAGGUGCCUCGAAAGGUGGCCAGAAGUAUCUCCUGUGGCCCUUCUAGCAGGUGGUCCACCAGCAUUUGCACUGAAGAACCAGCGCUGUCUGAGGUUGGGCCACCUGACUUAGCAAGCACAAAGGUACCCCCAGAUGGAGAAAGCAUGGAGGAAGAGACGCCGGGUUCCUCCGUGGAAUCCUUGGAUGCAAGCGUCCAGGCUAGCCCUCCACAACAGAAAGAUGAGGAGACUGAGAGGAGUGCGAAGGAACUUGGGAAGUGUGACUGUUGUUCAGAUGAUCAGGCUCCGCAGCAUGGGUGUAAUCACAAGUUGGAGUUAGCUCUUAGCGUGAUUAAAGGUCUUGAUUAUAAGCCCAUCCAGAGCCCCCGAGGGAGCAGGCUUCCGAUUCCAGUGAAAUCCAGCCCACCUGGAGCCAAGCCUGGCCAUAGCAUGACAGAUGGAGUUAGUUCCGGUUUCCUUAACAGGUCUUUGAAACCCCUUUACAAGACACCUGUGACUUAUCCCUUGGAGCUUUCAGACCUGCAGGAGCUGUGGGAUGAUCUCUGUGAAGAUUAUUUGCCGCUCCGGGUCCAGCCCGUGACUGAAGAGUUACUCAAACAACAAAAGCUGAAUUCGCCUGAGACCACUGUAACUCAUCAGUCUGUAUCUGAUUCCCAUUUGGCAGAACUCCAGGAAAAAAUCCAGCAAACAGAGGCCACCAACAAGAUUCUUCAAGAGAAACUUAAUGAAAUGAGCUAUGAACUAAAGUGUGCUCAGGAGUCAUCUCAAAAGCAAGAUGGUACAAUUCAGAACCUCAAGGAAACUCUGAAAAGCAGGGAAAGCGAGACUGAGGAGUUGUACCGGGUGAUAGAAGGUCAAAAUGACGCAAUGGCAAAGCUUCGAGAAAUGCUGCACCAAAGCCAGCUUGGACAGCUUCACAGCUCAGAGGGUACUUCCCCAGCUCAGCAACAGGUGGCUGUGCUUGAUCUUCAGAGUGCUUUAUUCUGCAGCCAGCUGGAAAUACAGAAGCUCCAGAGGCUGGUACGACAGAAAGAGCGCCAACUGGCUGACGCCAAACAAUGUGUGCAGUUUGUAGAGGCUGCAGCACACGAGAGAGAACAGCAAAAAGAGGCUUCUUGGAAACAUAACCGGGAAUUGCGAAAAGCCUUGCAACAGCUACAAGAAGAAUUGCAGAAUAAGAGCCAACAGCUUCGUGCCCAGGAGGCUGAAAAAUACAACGAGAUUCGAACCCAGGAACAAAACAUCCAGCACCUAAACCAUAGUCUGAGUCACAAGGAGCAACUGCUUCAGGAAUUUCAGGAGCUCCUACAGUAUCGAGAUAACUCAGACAAAACCCUCGAAGCAAAUGAAAUGUUGCUUGAGAAACUUCGCCAGCGAAUACAUGAUAAAGCUGUUGCUCUGGAGCGGGCUAUAGAUGAAAAAUUCUCUGCUGUAGAAGAGAAAGAAAAAGAACUGCGUCAGCUUCGUCUUGCUGUGAGAGAGCGAGAUCAUGACUUAGAGAGACUGCGCGGUGUCCUCUCUUCCAAUGAAGCUACUAUGCAGAGUAUGGAGAGUCUCCUGAGGGCCAAAGGCCUGGAAGUGGAACAAUUAUCUGCUACCUGUCAAAACCUCCAGUGGCUGAAAGAAGAAAUGGAAACCAAAUUUAGCCGUUGGCAGAAGGAACAAGAGAGUAUCAUUCAGCAGUUACAGACAUCUCUGCAUGACAGGAACAAAGAAAUAGAGGAUCUUAGUGCAACAUUGCUCUGCAAACUUGGACCAGGGCAGAGUGAGAUAGCAGAGGAGCUGUGCCAGCGUCUACAGCGAAAGGAAAGGAUGCUGCAGGACCUUCUGAGUGAUCGAAACAAACAAGUAGUGGAACAUGAAAUGGAGAUUCAAGGCCUGCUUCAGUCUAUGAGCUCCAGGGAGCAGGAAAGCCAAGCUGCUGCACAGAAGAUGGUGCAAGCCUUAAUGGAAAGAAAUUCAGAAUUACAGGCCCUGCGCCAAUAUUUGGGAGGGAGAGACUCCAUGAUGUCCCAAGCACCUAUCUCUAACCAACGAGCUGAAGUUACCUCCAUUGGCCCCCCUCUUGGAGAGCAGACUGAGCAAGGUUCAAUGCAGAUACCUUCCAGAGAUGAUAGCACUUCCUUGACUGCCAAAGAGGAUGCCAGCAUACCCAGAUCCAUAUUAGGAGACUUGGACACAGUUGCAGGGCUGGAAAAAGAACUGAGUAAUGCCAAGGAGGAACUUGAACUCAUGACUAAAAAAGAAAGAGAAAGUCAGAUGGAACUUUCUGCUCUACAGUCCAUGAUGGCUGUGCAGGAAGAAGAGCUGCAGGUGCAGGCUGCUGAUAUGGAGUCUCUGACCAGGAAUGUACAGAUUAAAGAAGAUCUCAUAAAGGACCUUCAAAUGCAACUAGUUGAUCCUGAAGACAUACCAGCUAUGGAACGCCUGACCCAGGAAGUAUUACUUCUUCGGGAAAAAAUUGCUACAAUAGAAUCCCAGGGUCAAGAAAUUUCAGGAAACCGAAGACAACAGUUACUGCUGAUGCUAGAAGGACUAGUAGAUGAACGGAGUCGGCUCAAUGAGGCCUUACAAGCAGAGAGACAGCUCUAUAGCAGUCUGGUGAAGUUCCAUGCCCAUCCAGAGAGCUCUGAAAGAGACCGAAGUCUGCAGGUGGAACUGGAAGGGGCUCAGGUGUUACGCAGUCGGCUAGAAGAAGUUCUUGGAAGAAGCCUGGAGCGCUUAAACAGGCUGGAGACCCUGGCUGCCAUUGGAGGUGGGGCUGCAGGGGAUGACACCGAAGAUGCAAGCACUGAGUUCACCGACAGUAUUGAGGAGGAGGCCGUGCACAAUCGUCACCAGCAACUCGUCAAGGUGGCUUUGGAAAAAAGUCUGGUAACUGUGGAGACCCAGAACCCAUCUUUUUCCCCUCCUUCCCCAGUGGGAGGGGACAGUAACAGGUGUCUUCAGGAAGAAAUUCUCCACCUGAGAGCUGAGCUCCACCAGCACUUAGAAGAGAAGAGGAAAACUGAGGAGGAACUGAAGGAGCUAAAGGCUCAAAUUGAGGAAGCAGGAUUCUCCUCUGUGUCUCACAUCAGGAACACCAUGCUGAGCCUUUGCCUUGAGAAUGCAGAGCUGAAAGAGCAGAUGGGAGAAGCAAUGUCUGAUGGAUGGGAGAUCGAGGAAGACAAGGAGAAGGGCGAGGUGAUGGUGGAGACUGUGGCAGCCAAAGAGGGUCUGAGAGAGAGUAGCCUUCAGGCUGAGUUCAGAAAGCUCCAGGGAAAACUGAAGAAUGCCCACAAUAUCAUCAGCCUCCUCAAAGAGCAGCUCGUACUGAGUAGCAAGGAAGGGAAUAGUAAACUGACUCCAGAGGUCCUUGUGCAUCUGACCAGCACGAUCGAUGGAAUAAACACAGAACUGGUUGGUUCUUCUGGGAAGCACCAGCACCAAGAGGAGGGGACUGUGACUGUGAGGCCUUGCCCCAGACCCCAGAGCCUUGACCUGGGGGCUGCCUUCACAGUGGAUGCCCACCAAUUGGAUAACCAGUCCCAACCUCGUGACCCUCAGCCUCAGUCAACGUUUAGCCUACCAGGGUCCACCCAGCACCUGCGCUCCCAGCUGUCACAAUGCAAACAACGCUAUCAAGAUCUCCAGGAGAAGCUGCUGCUUUCAGAAGCCACUGUCUUUGCUCAGGCUAAUGAGCUGGAGAAAUACAGAAUCAUACUUAGUGAAUCCUCAGUGAAGCAGGACAGCAAGCAGGUCCAGGUGGACCUCCAGGACCUGGGCUAUGAGACUUGUGGCCGAAGCGAGAAUGAGGCUGAACGGGAGGAAACCACCAGUCCCGAGUGUGAAGAGCACAACAGCCUCAAGGAAAUGGCCCCGAUGGAGGGGCUGUGCUCUGAGCAGGGGCGCCGGGGCUCAACAUGGGCUAGUUCAUCUGAGAAGAAGCCCUUGGAGAACCAGCUAGGGAAGCAGGAAGAGUUCCGAGUGUAUGGAAAGUCAGAAGACAUCUGUGUCCUACGAAAGGACAUCAAAGAUCUGAAGGCCCAGCUGCAGAAUGCCAACAAGAUCAUUCAAAACCUCAAGAGCCGGGUCCGGUCCCUCUCAGUUACAAGUGAUUAUUCAUCUAGUCUGGAAAGACCCCGGAAGCUGAGGGCUGUGGGCACCCUGGAGGGGUCUUCACCUCAUAGUGUCACUGAUGAGGAUGAGGGGUGGCUGUCUGAUGGCACUGGUGCUUUCUACUCUCCAGGGCUUCAGGCCACAAAGGAUCUGGAGAGUCUCAUCCAGAGAGUAUCCCAGCUGGAAGCCCAGCUCCCAAAAAAUGGACUAGAAGGGAAGCUGGCUGAGGAACUGAGAUCAGCCUCAUGGCCUGGGAAAUAUGACUCCCUGAUUCAGGAUCAGGCCCGGGAACUGUCUUACCUACGGCAAAAAAUACGAGAAGGGAGAGGUAUCUGUUAUCUUCUCACCCAGCAUGCAAAAGAUACAGUAAAAUCUUUUGAGGAUCUCCUAAGGAGCAAUGACAUUGACUACUACCUGGGACAGAGCUUCCGGGAGCAACUCGCCCAGGGAAGCCAGUUGACAGAGAGGCUCACCAGCAGACUCAGCACCAAGGAUCAUAAAAGUGAGAAAGAUCAAGCUGGACUGGAGCCGUUGGCCCUCAGGCUCAGCAGAGAGCUGCAGGAAAAGGAGAAAGUGAUUGAAGUCCUUCAGGCCAAGCUGGAUGCUCGGUCCCUCACACCCUCCAGCAGCCAUGCCUUGUCUGACUCCCACCGCUCUCCCAGCAGCACCUCUUUUCUCUCUGAUGAGCUGGAAGCUUGCUCUGACAUGGACGUAGCCAGCGAGUACACACACUACGAAGAGAAGAAAGCUUCUCCCGGUCACUCAGAUUCCAUCCAUCAUUCGAGUCAUUCUGCUGUGUUGUCUUCUAAACCAUCAUCAACCAGUGCAUCUCAGGGGGUUAAGGCCGAAUCCAGCAGCAACCCCAUCAGCUUGCCAGCUCCCCAGAAUCCCCCUAAGGAGGCCAACCAGGCCCAUUCAGGCUUUCAUUUUCACUCCAUCCCCAAGCUGGCUAGCCUUCCUCAGGCAUCAUUGCCCUCAGCUCCAUCCAGCUUCCUGCCUUUCAGUUCCACUGGCCCUCCCCUCCUUGGCUGCUGUGAGACACCGGUGGUCUCCUUGGCUGAGGCUCAGCAGGAGCUGCAGAUGCUGCAGAAGCAGUUGGGAGAAAGUGUCAGCAGAGGUGGCCCUUCCCACUACCUCAACUCUGCGCAGCCUCACUCUCCUCCAAGGAGCACCAUAGAACUGGGAAGAAUCCUGGAGCCUGGGUACCUGGGCAGCAGUGGCCAGUGGGACAUAAUGAGGCCUCAGAAAGGGAGUGUAUCGGGGGACCUAUCCUCAGGCUCCUCUGUGUACCAGCUUAACUCCAAACCCACAGGGGCUGACCUGCUGGAAGAGCAUCUCGGUGAAAUCCGGAACCUGCGCCAGCGCCUGGAGGAGUCCAUCUGCAUCAAUGAUCGCCUACGGGAGCAACUGGAACACCGGCUGAGCUCUACUGCUCGUGCAAGCGGAUCCACCUCUAACUUCUACAAUCAGGGCCUGGAGUCCAUACCUCAGCUCUGCAAUGAGAACAGAGUCCUCAGGGAAGAAAAUCGAGCACUUCAGGCUCAACUGAGUCAUGUUUCCAGAGAGCACUCCCGGGAAAUGGAAAGCCUGAAGGAGGCUCUGCUGUCCUCUCGAUCCCACCUUCAAGAGCUGGAGAAGGAGCUGGAGCACCAGAAGGUGGAAAGGCAGCAGCUUUUGGAAGACUUGAGGGCGAAGCAGCAAGAGAUCCUGCAUUUCAGGGAGGAACGUCUUUCCCUCCAGGAAAAUGACUCCAGACUGCAGCACAAGCUGGUCCUCCUGCAGCAACAGUGUGAAGAGAAACAGCAGCUCUUCGAGUCCCUCCAGUCAGAGCUACAAAUCUACGAGGCACUUCAUGGCAAUUCCAAGAAGGGGCUGAAAGCUUACAGCCUGGAUGCUUGCCACCAAAUCCCUUUGAGCAGUGACCUGAGCCACCUGGUGGCAGAGGUACAAGCUCUGAGAGGGCAGCUGGAGCAGAGCAUUCAGGGGAACAAUUGUCUGCGACUGCAGCUGCAACAGCAGCUGGACAGCGGUGCUGGCAAAGCCAGUCUCAGCCCGUCCACCGUUAACCAGAACUUCCCAGCCAGCGCUGACCCUGGAAACAAGCAGCAGCUCCUCCAAGAUUCAGCUGCUUCCCCUCCGGUCCGGGAUGUUGGUAUGAAUUCCCCAGCUCUGGUCUUCCCUGGCUCUGCUUCCUCUACUCCUGGCUCAGAAAUGGCCACAAUCAACAGAACAAAUGGCUUGAGUUUGAAUACUCCUCCAGGGAUGAAGACCCCUCCCAAGCUGGAGGGUGAUGCUACUGAUGGCUCCUUUGCCAAUAAGCAUGGCCGCCAUGUCAUUGGCCACAUUGAUGACUACACUGCCCUGAAACAGCAGAUUGUGGAGGGCAAGCUGCUGGUCAAAAAGAUAGCAUCCCUUGUGAGAUCAGCAUGCAGCUUCCCUGGCCUUGAAGCUCAAGGCCCAGAGGUGCUGGGCAGCAAAGGCGUUCAUGAGCUUCAGAGCCGCACAAGUGCCCUGCACCACGCCCUAGAGGAGUCGGCCUCCCUCCUCACCAUGUUCUGGAGAGCAGCCCUGCCGAGUACCCACGCCCCUGUACUGCCUGGCAAAGUGGGAGAAUCAACAGAAAGGGAACUUCUGGAACUGAGAACCAAAGUAUUCAAACAGGAGCGGCUCCUUCAGAGCACAGCUGAGCGUCUGAAGACUGCAAACCAGCAGAAGGAGAGCAUGGAGCAGUUCAUCGUCAGCCAGCUAACCAGAACACACGAUGUUUUGAAGAAGGCAAGAACUAACUUAGAGGUGAAAUCCCUAAGGGCUCUGCCGUGCACUCCAGCCUUGUGACCCUUGCCUUCCAGGAACCAUGCAAGAAGCGCAGCCGCCCGAGGUCCUUAAAACAGCAGGAAGGGUGGGCCUGUCCCCGUUUUGUGCAGCUACCUAUCUGCUGAGGAGCCUCUGGGCCUCAUUCCUCCAAGUCCACUGGAGGGUCCAGAAGAGGGAGUCAGAAGUGCAUCCUGGUGGAGCGGGAAGAAAGGCAGAAAGCCUUUCUGACAGCUAUGGAAUACUGUUAGCCAAGGCCCACUUGGCCCAGCAUGAAGCAAAGGAUGUGUAGUUUGCAUGGAAGGUUUUGUGAGACUGCUUCUCAACAGCCCCAGCAGCGUGGGAACCAGCAACAGCACACUCCUGCCUCGUCAGCUGCCCUGAGAUGGAAAACUCAGUGAAGACAGGACCCUAAUUCUGAUGAAUGAAGCAUGUGGUCCCAAUGCCGGAGCUCCUCUGGCAGGUUCUAAAAGCACAAUACUGAGCAGCAGUGCCCUGCUGGAUAGUACUGGUGGGGACUCAGUGAGCGCUGCUCACAGAUCCACCCCUGACCCUGCUGGGUCGAGUCAGGCUGUGCUUUGGUCUGCCCUGUGGCAUCUGCGUUCACAUCAUGAAUGCGGUGACUUCCCAGAUACCAUCUCAGGCUUAAGCUAGCACAUCCUAUUUCUUUUCUUCUAUGAUAUCCAAAUUGGACUGACCUCACUUCAAAUACACUGUCCCAUUUUGUCAUCCUUUCUUACCUCAGGGAAACUGGGGACUGAUGGCCAGACCAAUUCUGCUGAAAUUCUUGCAUAGAGCAAACGUGUGCUCAUUUUUAAGUGGCAUGGGAGAGGUCCCCAGCCAUAGUAAAGCCCAGUCGGUGUCUUCACAGUGCAGAUAGAAUAUGUUUGUGUGUAUAAAUGUAUGAUACAGAUUUAUAUAUGUUGCUAUCACCAUAUGUUGAAGGCCAAUAUAAUUGGUGGACCGGGUGGGUAAGAGAAAAUGAAAGUCUUUUUGGUGAUUAUUAAAGCAAAAUGUGUAUAAAGAAAUAAAUAGUUUUUCUUUCA
This is a messenger RNA of Saimiri boliviensis boliviensis (Bolivian squirrel monkey), 9163 nucleotides long. RefSeq names its product myomegalin (gene PDE4DIP). Gene Ontology annotation, cellular component: centrosome; Golgi apparatus. The record is from RefSeq and is a predicted model, not a curated record. Gene Ontology annotation, biological process: regulation of Golgi organization; centrosome cycle; positive regulation of microtubule nucleation. Gene Ontology annotation, molecular function: molecular adaptor activity. Lineage: Eukaryota; Metazoa; Chordata; Mammalia; Primates; Cebidae.